Phyllotreta striolata is the source of this 3174-nucleotide messenger RNA. The record is from the annotation of a GenBank genome assembly. Lineage: Eukaryota; Metazoa; Arthropoda; Insecta; Coleoptera; Chrysomelidae.
AUGAAUGGUGUAACCCUGACCAUGGCUGAUGAAAUAAAAAUUGUUCAGGAAAACGGGGGUGACGCACCCCCGAAAUCGGCCAAGCAGCUCGCCAAGGAAGCCGCCAAGCAGGCGAAACUGGACAAAUUGAAGCAGAAAUUGGAAAAACAGCAAAACGCGCCGCCGAAAAAAGACAAGGAAGAGAAAAAAGAAAAGAAAAAGGAAGUUAAGGAGGCUGCAACUUACGAUAUUCCCACGGAAGAAGGCGAGAAAAAAGAUACUCUUUCGCCCUUACCUGAUGCUUACAGCCCAAAAUACGUUGAAGCAGCUUGGUACACUUGGUGGGAAAAACAGAAGUUUUUCAAACCCGAGUAUGGAAGAAAAUCAAUAUUGGAAGACAAUCCGAAAGGUAAAUUUGUUAUCGUCAUUCCCCCUCCGAAUAUCACUGGUUACCUUCAUCUAGGCCAUGCUCUAACCAAUUCAAUACAAGACUGCAUUACUAGAUGGCAUAGAAUGCGAGGUGAAACAACCCUCUGGAACCCUGGUUGUGAUCAUGCUGGUAUUGCUACCCAAGUUGUGGUGGAGAAGAAAUUGUGGAGAGAAGAAAAGAAGACCAGGCACGACAUCGGAAGGGACAAUUUUGUGCAGAAAGUGUGGAAAUGGAAGGAAGAAAAAGGUGUAAGGAUUUACCAUCAGUUGAAGAAGAUGGGUUCAUCUUACGAUUGGGAACGCGCCGCAUUCACCAUGGAUCCUAAGCUAUGCAAAGCUGUAACCGAAGCUUUCGUUAGACUGCACGAAGACGGAACGAUUUAUCGAUCUAACAGACUCGUAAAUUGGUCUUGCACAUUAAAAUCCGCUAUUUCUGAUAUCGAGGUGGAUAAAGUGGAGAUACCCGGGAGAACUUUCCUCUCUGUACCGGGAUACGAGGAAAAAGUCGAAUUCGGGGUGCUGGUACAUUUCGCUUAUCAAGUCGAAAAUUCCGAUGAAAAAUUAAUCGUAGCAACCACUCGAGUGGAAACUAUGUUGGGAGAUACUGCCGUUGCUGUGCAUCCCAAAGAUGAGAGAUACACUCAUUUACAUGGAAAGUACGUCAUCCAUCCGUUUUGCGAUAGAAAGCUACCGAUUGUUGUAGACGAUUUCGUGGAAUUAGGAUUCGGUACUGGAGCCGUAAAAAUCACCCCCGCCCACGAUCCUAACGAUUACGAAGUAGGAAAACGGCACAAUUUACCUUUCAUCACUAUUUUCGAUGAAGAAGGCGUCAUUAUCGGAGACUAUGGAAGAUUUACAGGGAUGAAACGGUUUGUGGCUCGAAAAGAAAUCGUAAACGAGUUGAAACAAAAAGGUCUUUACAUAGAAACUAAAAAUAAUCCGAUGGUUGUUCCCAUUUGUAACAGAAGCAAAGAUAUCGUCGAGCCCAUGCUCAAACCGCAAUGGUAUGUGAGCUGUUCGGAUAUGGCGAAAAAGGCCAUUCAGGCUGUGAACGAUGGCGAUUUGAAGAUAAUUCCGGAAAUGCACGUGAAAACUUGGCACCAUUGGAUGGAGGGCAUCAGAGAUUGGUGCAUUUCCAGGCAACUCUGGUGGGGACAUAGGAUUCCCGCCUACUUCGUAACUGUUAAGAACAAACCACAGCAUAAACUCUCACCAGGAGGCGACGACGGUGAUUGUUGGGUAUCGGGUAGAACGUACGAAGAAGCUCUACAAAAAGCCACGAAGAAAUUCAAUACAACGCCGGAAAAUCUCGAAUUGUCUCAAGACGUUGACGUUUUAGACACGUGGUUUUCCUCAGCCCUGUUUCCGUUUUCGAUAUUCGGUUGGCCAGAUAACACCGAAGACCUCCAAGCUUUCUACCCGACGUCCUUAUUAGAAACGGGCCACGACAUUCUGUUCUUUUGGGUAGCUAAAAUGGUGUUUAUGGGCCAGAAAUUACUGGGAAAACUGCCGUUUAAGGAAAUCUACCUUCAUCCGAUCGUUCGCGACGCGCACGGAAGGAAAAUGAGCAAAUCGCUGGGCAACGUGAUCGAUCCCAUGGACGUCAUAACCGGUAUAGCGCUGGAUGACCUCCACAAGCAAUUGUACGACAGCAAUUUGGAUCCGAAGGAAAUCGACAAAGCCAAGCAGGGCCAGAAGCAGGAUUAUCCGGACGGGAUACCGGAAUGCGGUACUGACGCUUUGCGAUUCGCCCUAUGUGCAAUGUGCUACGGACGAGACAUUAAUCUAGACAUCCUCCGCGUUCAAGGCUACAGAUUCUUCUGCAACAAAAUAUGGAAUGCUACAAGAUUCGCUUUAACGUAUUUCUCUACCAAUUUCCGAGCGCCCGAUGAUAACAAACUAAUCGGCAACGAAAGUUUAAUGGAUUUGUGGAUGCUGAGCCGACUGUCCACUGCCAUUACCGAUGCCAAUAGAGGUUUCAGCAACUACGAUUUUUCUACCAUCACCACAGCUAUUUACAACGUGUGGCUGUACGAACUUUGCGACGUAUAUUUAGAAACCCUCAAACCGGUGUUCGCUGGCGACGACGAAGAGGCCAAAAACACGGCUCAAAUUACGCUGUUUCGAGCCUUGGACGUGGGGCUUCGCUUACUUUCGCCUUUCAUGCCUUUUAUAACGGAAGAGCUGUAUCAGAGAUUGCCGAGACCGGCGAAACAGGCGAAAGAAGUUCCCAGCAUAUGCGUGGCUUCGUAUCCGAACGAAAAGGAGUACAGGUGGAAGAAUGAAGAUAUCGAAGACGAGGUGGAUUUCGUGCAGAGAGUGGCGAAAAGUAUCCGAUCCGCCCGCAGCGACUACAAUCUACCUAACAAAACCAAAACCGAAGCUUAUGUCCAAUGUGAUGAUGAAAUGACGGCGGAUAUCAUCACGAAUUAUAGUUUGGCGUUGCAAACUUUGGCGUAUUGUUCGAAAACGCUUGUCAACGAACAACCCCCCGACGGUUGUACUAUUUUGACCAUAUCGGAUAAAUGCCAAGUCUAUUUAUUGUUAAAAGGACUCAUAGAACCUUCCAAGGAGAUCGCCAAAAUUCAGAAGAAAUUGGAUUUCCUGCAAACCACCAGAGAGAAGUUGAACAAAACCAUCGGUGCUGCCGAUUACGAAUCGAAAGUGCCGGAGGAAGUAAGACAAUCUAAUGACGAUAAAUUGAAUCAAACCAGCGCGGAGAUAUCGCGACUGGAAGCCGCUCUCAGUUCGCUGAGGUUAAUGUAA